This is a messenger RNA of Penicillium odoratum, 465 nucleotides long. RefSeq lists its product as uncharacterized. The transcript has a single exon. The record is from RefSeq and is a predicted model, not a curated record. Lineage: Eukaryota; Fungi; Ascomycota; Eurotiomycetes; Eurotiales; Aspergillaceae. Bases 1 to 465 code for a protein of 154 amino acids. Gene Ontology annotation, biological process: transmembrane transport. Gene Ontology annotation, molecular function: transmembrane transporter activity.
AUGGUUCUAGCACCCGUGAAAUCAGCGUAUCCAUCCACUGAUGUUGGCGUCAGAGAAGUUGAUCAGUCUAGCAAACGUGAACAAGUGGACACAACCAAGCCAGAGGUUGAUAAUGGGAGUCCAGAGGUGGUGGUAGAGCCACCAUUCUCAAUAUAUAGCACACCCGAAAAGAAAUGGAUUAGGUCUGUGGCUUCAUUUGGCGCCAUGUUGUCGACGCUCAGCAGCUACAUUUACUUCCCGGCGUUAGUCCCAAUAGCCACCAAGCUACACGUUUCUCUCACACUCAUCAACCUUACCGUCACGUCCUAUAUGAUUGUCGCCGGGAUCGCGCCUGCUUUCAUGGGCGAUAUUCCCGACCAAGGAGGACGCAGGAUUAUGAUGUUUGCCUUGGUAUUCGGAUCUAACAUCGGAUUGGCAUUGCAAAUGAAGGUGGGAAACGGAAGCUCCAUAUUCCGAAUCCUCUGA